AUGCCUACCCUCGGAGCCGGCCUUGCGAACUGGAACAAGAUCGACGACUCAAGAUGGGAGCAUGGCAGAGUGAAGGUCGCAGACCUUCCACGAGACUCUCCAUCGCACGAAGGUGGUGUCGUUAUCCACUACACAUCCUGCCCACCGCCUAAAGGCACAACAUCGAAAGGCACCGUGCUCCUGGUCCAUGGCUUUCCGCAGACCAGCUACCAGUUUCGACGAGUCAUCACACCAAUCGCGAAUGCUGGCCAUACAGUCAUUGCCCCAGACUACAGAGGAGCAGGAGCAAGCAGUAAGCCUUGGAAUGGCUAUACGAAAGAGGUCAUGGCACAGGAUCUACACACACUGGUGCACAAGAUUGGCGUCAAAGAGAAGAUACAUCUCGUAGGACAUGAUAUUGGCGGCAUGAUCGCUCACUCCUACACCCAACAAUUCCCCUGCUCCGUCGCCAGCCUCUGCUGGGGCGAAUGCCCUCUGCCAGGAACUCCCUUCUACCACACCAUGAAGAAUUCCCUCCUGCUCUGGCACUUCACCUUCCACAGAGUCCCAGACCUCCCCGAAACCCUCAUCGCUGGCCGCGAGAAACUCUACCUCAAGCACUUCUACGAUCGUCAAGCUCAAAACCCUGACGCAAUAUCGGCUCACGAUCUCGAUGUGUACGGCAACGCGUUCGCUGCUCCAGGAGCAUUGCGAGCGGGGUUGAACGUCUACCGCGCGUUUGAGCAGGAUGGCGAGGACAAUGUGGCGAGGGUACAGAGCAGUGGGAAGAGCAAGGUGCGGUGUCUGAGUCUUUGGGGCGAUAGCAGUUUCGCGGACGAAGAGGCGGCGAAGGAAAUGAGUGGGCAGUUCUAUGAGGAUGUUCAAUUUGAGCAGAUCGAGGGUUGUGGGCACUGGAUCGCGGAGGAGAAGCCUGGGGAGUUCGUGGAGAAUUUGGUGAGAUGGUUCGAGAGGAUUUAG
Messenger RNA from Fulvia fulva, 957 nucleotides. RefSeq names its product Soluble epoxide hydrolase. The coding region runs from base 1 to 957 and encodes 318 amino acids. Gene Ontology annotation, molecular function: hydrolase activity. The transcript is spliced from 2 exons. NCBI's taxonomy places the organism in Eukaryota, Fungi, Ascomycota, Dothideomycetes, Mycosphaerellales, Mycosphaerellaceae. The record is from RefSeq and is a predicted model, not a curated record.